Notolabrus celidotus (New Zealand spotty) is the source of this 2356-nucleotide messenger RNA. RefSeq names its product regulator of G-protein signaling 9-binding protein. The coding region runs from base 635 to 1375 and encodes 246 amino acids. The transcript has a single exon. The record is from RefSeq and is a predicted model, not a curated record. Gene Ontology annotation, cellular component: photoreceptor outer segment; neuron projection. NCBI's taxonomy places the organism in Eukaryota, Metazoa, Chordata, Actinopteri, Labriformes, Labridae. Gene Ontology annotation, biological process: G protein-coupled receptor signaling pathway; detection of light stimulus involved in visual perception.
UCAUAUUUAAACACCAUCGAUUGGAUGCUAAAGUGGACAGCACCCUAUACAGAUAAACAAACAAAAACACUAUGGAUCAUUUGGCGCCAUGUCAUGGAAGCUCUGAAUCUCUUCUUUUUUUUUACUCUUGUUGAGAUCACAGUUUUCCCCAGCCGCGCGUCAAACGUCAGCGGAUGACAAACGCGCAGUUUUUUCUCCACAAAAGACAGCCAUAGGCGGAUGUUGUGACACUUGUAGCUGAAUCUGGAUGCUCAAAUUAUAAAAAAAACAAAAACAGAGAAGGCUGGGAUGUCUCGUAUCCAUUCUGCGUCCACCCUGCAGGAGAGGAGCUCCAGUGCUGUGUGAUCUCGAGUGGAGAAGCGUAAAGGUAGCCCAAAGCCAUUUAUGGACGCAUUAAUUUCUAAGCCGCUCUCGGUGCCUGCUUGCAGACAGGAAGGAGCAUGGAUAGAGAGGAAUUUGCUCUGACUAGAGCGUUGAGGGGAUUUGUAGAGCUGGGGGUGUGCGCCUGUGAAAACUAAACUGAGGACAGCUGGCUAACGCGCCGUCACUGACAGAUCGCCAUUUAUCUCCAAGCCUGUUUUCUUUAUCUUUUGUGUAUUUUUGCCAACGAAACGGGUCUUUUUUUUAAUCAGUCAUGGGGAAAGAGGAGUGCAAAACAAUGUUGGACGCUUUGAACAAAGUGACAGCCUGCUACAGGCAUUUGGUGAUCGCAUUGGGAAGCACUUCGGACUCGCAGAACCUGCGCGAGGAGCUGAAGCGGACCCGUAAAAAGGCCCAGGAGCUUGCGGUAGCCAACAGGACUAAACUGACCUCUCUGCUCAAAGACAAAAGUACUAGUAAAGAAGACCGGGCCGAGUAUGAGCGCUUAUGGGUUCUGUUCUCGAGCAGCAUGGAGCUGCUGGAGGUGGACAUGAAACGGUCCCUGGAGAUAGGGCAGGAUUUUCCCCUUAAGGUGCCCACCAGACACCUCAUCCAGACCGGAAUGACUGGCAGCACUACCUCCGUGGCGGCCCGUGCCAUGAGCGUGCAGAACAUGAAGUACGAGGCGGACAGCAACAUCGACACGGCCGACCUGCGGGAACUGCAGUCCGAGAUCACCCAGGUGAGCCAGAUGAUGGAGGAGAUGGAGAUGAAGGUGCAGGUGGCGCCGUGGGCCGUGGAGGCGAAGCAGGAGGCGGGCGCGGAGCUCAAGUCUAACAUGAGUGUAGGAAAUUCCUCCGUGGGUGUUAUCUCAAUCUGCGAAGAGGAGCCAAAAGAUGAGGAAGCAGGUGGAGGCAGGGAUGCUGGCUUUGCGUCGAUCUGCGCCGUGUUCGUGUUCUUUGUCAUCGUGGGUGUCGCUGUGGUUUUGGGAUAUCUGGUCAUCAAUAUGUCCUGAACUGUCUGAACCUGCAGCCCACACAGAUGGACACGCUGCGCGGCUGUCUGGAACCAGGAGAGCAGGCAGCUCAACAAAGAGGGAGACAGAGGUUAAAACAAUUUACGCACGAAGGUCUAAUCUUUCUUGGAUUUGUGAAUGUAUUCGGUGGAAGUUGAAGAGUUGCACUAGAUAAGAUGUAGACGAAUAUAGCAUGAGUGGACGCUCGUGGGCACAAAUUGAAGUAUUUUGAGAUGCCAAUGGGUUGUGUUAAUUUUUUGGUAAAGGGGGGUAAAUAAGUCAUGAAAUUACGUGACAGUGUCUGGCCAUCAGGAUGAUAUAAACAACACGUAAUCCAAGUGGAUUAGUGGAAAAGCUCAAGCGUAAAUGUAGCCUACUGUUAAGUAUUCCCCCCUUGAUGUUCUGCUGAUUGUUGCUUUCAAUUUAUGAAUCCAAUCCAGCAAAGUCAGCUGUGGUGGGACCAUGUAGACAGAGCAGUAUAGAGCUCAUAUAGUAUGGACACUAAUAGAAGCAGUGUUAAAGCUAAGCUCCUCACAUCACACAGGUUGGAUGUGAUCAAAUCUGCACUGUUCCACACUCCUUUUAGCACAGUUUAAUACUAAUCUGUACAGCCAGGUUGUAGUAAGCCUGCAUCUUGACUAUUUUACAUUAAAUCACGAUGUGCUUCAUGAAAGCCUUUUGGGACCCGAGAGACACCCACUGUCUUUGAAUAAUGCACCCGUUCACUGUAAGCCUGUUCAUGCUCCUUUAACUUCAGGGUUUCUUCUUGCAAACAGUGUUGAAUGUAAACAUCACAACAUGUGAAUAUAGAGGGUUAUUUGUACAUACAGACUGUUGUGUCAGAUAGUGUAUAUACAUAAUUCUAUUUAAUAUAAUAAAACUUUCAAAAACACUUGGAGAUGCGCUUGAAGUUUCAAGGAAGUAAAAACAAAGUUAUAUUUUGCACAGGAGUGAUAUUUGUAUUAUGAGUGACAUGUUUGA